Kogia breviceps (pygmy sperm whale) is the source of this 1092-nucleotide messenger RNA. NCBI's taxonomy places the organism in Eukaryota, Metazoa, Chordata, Mammalia, Artiodactyla, Physeteridae. The record is from RefSeq and is a predicted model, not a curated record.
AAUAGACUUUAUUAAUAGGCCCACCUUAGGGAUAAGGAAACAGGCUCAAAGAAGUCCCAGGUAUCCUGCUUAAGACAAACCCAGACAAAGCCAGAAACCGAAACCACAGCAAUGAUACUAGCUGACUUCCGCUGAGUGCGCAGUGCAUGCCAGGCACCGUACCAGAGAGGAUUCCAUCCUGUGAUUCUCAUAACCACCGGUUGUGGCAGGAACAUCAGCGCCGCUGGUGCUGCGAGGAAACGGAAAGCCUGCGGCUCCUUAGAGGGGUCCUGGGCUCAGUCCAGAGCAUCUCGCUGCUUUUUGUGGACUCAUCCUCGAAUCGAAAGGGAAUACAAUAGAGCGGGAGUGGCUCCAAUAGAGCUCUAGGGACUUUCUCUUCCCUCUCCCCCAUCCCAAGUACGGCGACAAAGCCUGGCGCUGUGCCACCAUGUGGCAGAAGGCGGUAUCGCUCGUCUUGUGCUACCUGCUACUCUACACCUGCGGCUGCGAGGAGACAGACGAAAGACGCUCAGAGGACAGUGACUCCGGGUUCUGGGGCACGCUGACCUACAUGGCCGUCGGAGGAGGGCUCAUGGCCAUGGCGCUGCCCACGCUGGGCUUCAUGAGCACAGGCAUCGCCGCCAACUCGGUGGCUGCCUCGCUGAUGAGCUGGUCGGCUGUGGCGAACGGGGGCGGAGUGCCCGCUGGGGGGCUGGUGGCCACACUGCAGAGCCUGGCCCUUUCUUUCUUUUUUUCUUCUCUCCCCCUCUGAGGCGUCCAAAAUCCUACAGAAAAACCACCCCUGACAAACUGCCCCUCUGCCUUUCUGAACCCUCCAUCUUCCCUCAGUUGUGGAUGGCAAAAGCCCAAAGAACCAGCCCAAAAGGACACAGCCCUUCUCAGAGGGGGCAGAGAGGAAGACACAGACCAGGCUUCACCCCAGCAGUGAGAGGUGAAGGUUGUGGGCAAGGCUAGAAACAGUCCUGUGCUAUAAGAUGGUUGUCCUCUCACCAACUGUAUUUGCUUUACAGGGGCUAGUGGUGGCAGUGCCCUCAUGGCCAAGAUUGGGGCCCUUCUGGGCUAUACUGUCCACAAGCAAAUCGAAAGCAGAGG